GGUCGGGUUGCACGGCUAUGAGGUCAGAGCAUACAAACACCCAUAUAUUCGCUUAGCGGAGACAUCAACCAUGAGCGACGGCAUGGGUCUCGGACUGGACCUGUCGGGGCUGGGCCAAGAGCCCAUGGCGCCCGCCGUGGACGUGACGCAGCUCACGGAGGCCAUCCGCAACAUUCUCAAGGACGCGGACCUUGAGCAACUUUCGCGCCGCAUGAUUCGCAAGCAACUGGAGGCGCAGUUCCAGACGGACCUUUCGAGCUACAAGGAAGUGAUCAACGCCACGAUCUUGGAGGUCAUCGAGCAGCAACAGGCCGACGAAGAAGAAGAGGAAGAGCCUGAACCGAGCGACGAGGACGUGGACGCUGAUGACGAGCAGGAGGAGCGUAUACCUCGCAAGAAGGCGGUCGUCAAGAAGAAGGCGCCGCCUAAGAAACGCAAGCGGAAGACGGAGGGGGAGGACGGCAAGAAAGCUGGAGGAGGCUUCAAUGCACAGCUGAGCUUGUCUCCAGAGCUCGCACAGGUUGUCGGAGCGGAGACAAUGGCGCGGCCGCAGGUCGUCAAAGCUCUCUGGGCCUACAUCCGUGAGCACAAUUUACAGGACCCGAACAAUAAGAAGACCAUCCUUUUGGACGACACGCUGCGUGGCGUAUUCCAGCGAGACUCGUUCACUAUGUUCAGUAUGAACAAGUUCGUCAAGCGCCAUGUGCGUAAACCCGACGACUUGCCGCCAGGCGGGUGGAGUCAGAUCCCGCGCGACGGCGUGUCGAGUGACGAGGACUCAGAAGCGAAGGCUGCGAAGAAGAAGCCGGCUAAGAAGAAGAAGAAAGCGGCUACGACAGAGGAUGGAGAGGACGACGGCAAGAAGAAGAGGAACAGCGGGUUCAAUACGGAGCUGUCGCUGUCGCCCGAGCUGGCCUCGCUCACUGGCAGUGACCGCAUGGCACGGCCUCAGAUCGUGAAGGCAUUAUGGGCGUACAUCCAUGAACACAACCUGCAGGAUCCGGAUGAUAAGCGCACGAUUCUGCUGGACGAUAGGAUGAAGCAGGUAUUUCAACGGGACUCGUUCACCAUGUUCAGUAUGAACAAGUUCAUCAAGCGCCACGCACGCAAACCCGACGACGUACCGCCAGGCGGCUGGGCCGAGAUCCCGCGCAACGGACUGUCUAGUGACGAGGAUGAGGCCAAGACCAAGAAGAAGGCACGGAAAGACAACUAAGCAGUGAGCCACUGUGGCAUGCUAACCCAAAGGUGCGAGCGGCUGCAUCCGGCAUAUCAAACUAACGUGAUUCUUUUGUAUAAAUGCAUGGGCUGAUGAGUUUCGACGUGCUAAAUUGUGGUGUGCAUGCAAUACUGACAUGUUCGCCAAAAACUUGACCAGCUUGACGUUCACCUCAAUUUCAAUUAUUGCCACAAUAAUUGUUUUAACCAUUACGUGGUACACACAGUUUUUUGUGAGCG
Molecule: messenger RNA, 1458 nt
Organism: Phytophthora nicotianae INRA-310
Lineage: Eukaryota; Oomycota; Peronosporomycetes; Peronosporales; Peronosporaceae
Exons: 1
Coding region: 71-1216 (381 amino acids)
Cellular component (GO): nucleus
Source: RefSeq, a predicted model, not a curated record